This is a messenger RNA of Myxocyprinus asiaticus (Chinese sucker), 5688 nucleotides long. RefSeq names its product low-density lipoprotein receptor-related protein 3-like. The coding region runs from base 309 to 2840 and encodes 843 amino acids. NCBI's taxonomy places the organism in Eukaryota, Metazoa, Chordata, Actinopteri, Cypriniformes, Catostomidae. Gene Ontology annotation, cellular component: plasma membrane. Gene Ontology annotation, molecular function: protein binding. The record is from RefSeq and is a predicted model, not a curated record. The transcript has 8 exons.
ACUGUACACGCGCCAUGUCAGACUCAGAGGCGACGAUUGUUUUAGUAAACAAGUAAUGCUUUAAGAAGCUUUGUUGCUAUCACUUUGUUCCCUCUAAACCUCUAGUCGAAUCCCGUCUCUCUCCUGAAGGUCUCCCUGCCUUUCCCUCCAGUCAGUGCAAGUGCCUGCCUCUCAAAAAAAGGCAGAGAUGCUGCGGCUUUUUGAUGCUCACGCAAGAAGUCGAGCAUAAGCGUAAAACCGACAUGAGAUAUGUCGCUAAAUAUGUCUGGAUUAUAAGGGAAAUGACCUGAGCUGUGAAGAAGACGAUAAUGAUGAUGGAGAGAAUCGGGGCGAUGAGGCUUUACCUCAUGAAAUGGAUUUGUCUGCGCUGGGUUUGGGUUUGUCUGGCUGCUUGUGGCGGUAAAUUGGAGUUACAUACUGAGAGGAGAGGAGUGAUCUACAGCCCAUCCUGGCCCCUCAACUACCCGCCUGGAGUGAAUUGCAGCUGGAACAUACAGGGAAACCGCGGAGAUGUGAUCACAAUCAGUUUCCACAGCUUUGAUAUAGAGGACACAAGGGACUGCAGGGGUGACUGGCUGUUGCUCGGCCCCACAUGGAAAGCAGAGUAUCGGUUCUGUGGCUCUGCUCUUCCUCCUCCCUUCAUCUCCUCCAGUGGACGAGUCUGGGUCUACUUCCACUCUCAUGCCAACAGUUCUGGACAGGCACAGGGCUUCAGACUGUCCUACAUACGAGGCCGGUUGGGUCAGAGCAGCUGUGAGAAUGAUGAGUAUUUAUGUGGAAACGGUAAGUGUGUUCCACAUUCUUGGCGCUGUAACGGAUUGGAUGAGUGUGGAGACAAAACUGAUGAAAGAAGCUGUGCCCCCCCACCCACACCUGCCCAAGCAAGUCUGUGUCCACCAGGAACCUUGCAGUGCUCGGAUAUCCAGUCCACCCACUGCCUACCGGUGUUUCUGCAAUGUGAUGGGGCCCGGGACUGCCCCGACGGAUCAGAUGAGGCUCACUGCCCAGACACUUCCUGCGGAAAACACUUUGUCAACUUCUAUGGAACAUUUGCAUCGCCUGACUUUUUCCGUCCAAACAGGAGCGGGGGCACAGAUCUUCACUGCACAUGGUUCCUAGACACACAAGAUCCAAAGCCGUUGGUGUUGCAGGUGGACCUACAGCUGGGUGUGGGAGACUCUGUGCGAGUUUACGAUGGUCUGGGAGAGCAUGCAGAACGUCUUCUGCAGAGUCUCUCUCACCAUAACAACCACAGACGAGCCAUGCUGGAGUCUUCCCAGGGACAGAUGAGUGUAUUCUACCACGCUAAACCAUACAGCCCUGGACACGGCUUCAAUGCCACCUACCAGGUUAAGGGAUAUUGCUUUCCAGGUGAGCAUCCCUGCGGCACAGAUGAGGGCUGUUACUCUGACCUCCAGCAUUGUGAUGGCUACUGGCACUGUCCUGGGGGACGUGAUGAGGAGGACUGCCCACUGUGCCAACCGGGCGAGUAUCCCUGCGAGGGUGGCAGUGGGUUGUGUUACCCGGCCUCUGAAAGGUGUAACAACCAGAAGAAGUGCCCAGAAGGCUCCGAUGAGAAGAACUGCUUCGACUGUCAGCCCGGAAACUUCCACUGUGGAACCAACCUGUGCAUCUUUGAGACGUGGCGGUGCGAUGGGCAGGAGGACUGUCUCGAUGGCAGUGAUGAAAGAGACUGUCUGGCCUCUGUACCCAGGAAAGUGAUCACAGCAGCUCUGAUUGGCAGCUUGGUCUGUGGCCUGCUGCUGGUCAUUGCACUGGGAUGUGCCUUUAAACUCUACUCGCUCAGGACAAGAGAGUACAGAGCCUUUGAAACCCAGAUGACUCGACUAGAGGCGGAGUUUGUUCAGAGAGAGGCUCCACCCUCUUAUGGUCAACUGAUAGCACAAGGACUCAUACCUCCAGUUGAUGACUUCCCAGCGUACAAUCCCACACAGGCAUCUGUUCUGCAGAAUCUCCGUUCAGCUAUGCGGAGACAGAUUCGCCGUCAUUCAACUCGUCGUUCCUCAUCACGCCGGCGACUUGGAUGCCUCUGGAGCCGUCUGUUCCAUCGUGGUUCUCGGUUACAUGGUCAGAUCCCUCUCCUCACACCUCCUAGCCAUACACACACAAACACACACACUGUUCUGGGCCUACACAUCUACAACACAACGGAUGGUGGUGCAGAGGAGGCUCUGGAGGGUGUGGGGCAGACUACUUCCCCUUGUUCCACAGCAGCUCUGGGCUUAGCCCUGCAGGCUCACACUGAGGCCCUCUGCUUAACUGACAGAGAGUCUCCUCCCUCCCCUCUCUCUCCCUCAUCCCCUGCCUCGCCCCACUCCACCUCUGACACCCUGGAGGAUGAAGAUGUUGAAGAUGAUGAUGAUGAUGACAGAAGUUCAGAACUGUCUGGGACGAGAAUGAGAUCCAAAUGCAGCUCUCAAGGCCCUUCCCCUAAACAUAAAGACAUAGAUAGUCCACCUGAAACUCCUGAUGUCCCUAAACACAUCUCAAACAGGUCCAGAGCCUCCAGAAGGCUGGUGCAGGACCUGGCAGCAGAGCUCAGAGGAGUCUCCCUCUUACGCUACACCUCUGUGGGUAUCUCGCCUCUUUCUUCUCCUGAGUCACCAACAUCCUCCAGUGGUCAUUCUGAGGAGCAGAGAAGCCUUCCUACACCCAGACAUCCACAGACAGAUACACACACAGACUCGAGUCCCAGACACACCCCCAUAGGGGACACCAGGAAAUCGUCGGGAACAGAAGAUACGCCCGGUGAAUGUGUCAGGCUUUGCAGACUCACAAGUAGCGAGGAAGAGGAUGAUGAGACUCUGUUUGUGCACUGAGAAGCCUUUUAUUUCCCUCCCUGUUUUGAUUUUGUGCCAUCACACUGGGCCUUAUCAGGUUCAAUGAACAGCCUUCCAUCCAGAGUUUCAAAACUUUUAGGUGCAGAAUACUGUAUUUGAUUCUUAUGGUCUGUUGUAGUAGUGGACCUCUGCUGAGGUACAUGUUUGUUGUCAUAUUUGAAAAGAUAAUCUCAUAGUUCGGCUCUUGAAUUCAGUAAUAAAUUAUGAUCAAAAACCUUAAAGGGAUAAUUCACCCAAAAAUGAAAAUUCUCUCAUUUACUCACCCUCUUGCCAUCCCAGACGUGUAUGACUUUCUUUCUUCUGCAGAACCCAAAUUAUGAUUUUUAGAAGAAUAUUUCUGCUUUUGUAGCUCCAUACAAUGCAACUGAAAGGGUGCCAAAAUCUUGAUGCUCCAAAAAGCACAAAGACAUCCUAAAGGUAGUCAAUAAGACUCCAGUGUUUUAAUCCAUAUUUUCAGAAGUGAUAUGAUAGGUGUGGGUAAUAAACAGAUAAAUAUUUAAGUCCUUUUUUUACUUGAAAUUCUUCUCCCUGCCCAGUAGGUAUGUGAAUCACCAAAAACACAAGAAGAAUGUGAAAGUGAUCUGUUUCUCACCCACACCUAUCAUAUCGCUUCUGAAGAUAUUGAUUUAACUACUGGAGUUUGAUGGAUUAUGUUUAUGCUGACUUAUGUGAUUUCUGGAGCUUCAAAGGCCUGAUCACCAUUCACUUGCAUUCUAUGGACCUACAUAGCUGAAAUAUUCUUCUAAAAAUCUUCAUUUGAGUUCAGCAGAUGAAAGAAAGUCAUACACGUCUGGGAUGGCAUGAGGGUGAGUAAAUGAUGAGAGAAUUUUCAUUUUUGGGUGAAUUAUCCCUUAAAUGAGUGUGGCUAUAAUGAUUAUUUAUGUUGUACAAGGACUGAGCAUAAAUACUUUUCCAUGUGGAAUAUUAUUAUAACAGAGAACAUGUGUCUCUGCCUCUAACAUUUUCUUAUGGAUAUAGACUAACAGAGCUCUCCUCUCACCUCCUCAACGCCUUAUAAGAGAUUCACCAUGUCGCCUAUUGAGUGUAAUACUUUUCAUUUGUAUCAGAACACUUUUCAUAAUCAGCCAGUUGUCUCAGAAUUACAGUAUGUUACACACUCGGACUGUGAAUGUUUGAAUGUUGGUUGGUUAACUUGGUUACUCUGUACAUUAUCGACAUUAUUGGACUUUAAGGCCUCUUAAAAUAUAUUAGUUUUUACCCUGUCAAAAAUGACUGCUGGAGCUGUUUACUUAUUCAUGUUUUUUGGCAGUCUGGUUCCAGAAUAUUAUAUCAUGGCAGGUCCACCAUAGACAUGAAUCAAUGUUAAGCUUUUUCGCCAUGCGAAAGACAGUCAGUCUUUUCUUAAGGGAAGUAGAACUCAGGGAAUGUAUAAGGGUUUAUGAGAGAGAACCAGUUAACUUGGACUUGCUUGUUAACAACCAUAGUAUAGGUGUACUCAGAGUUGUGAAGUCAUCAGGAUUUUCUAAAGUUACAAAAUAGUGUGGAAAUGACUAAAUAUCUAAAUAGAGUUAUUACUGUGUCAUUAUCAAAUGUAUGAGUUGAUGUCUUUGGUUUUCAUAUCGGCUAAGUUACAUUUAUAAUUUCAUUUAAAUGAAUGUUUAUGGACUUGUUUGCCAUUAAGGUUAUGUUGCUCACUUUUCCAUGAAUGUAUGUCUUCUGUGUUUUGGAAUAUACAAUGUAAUGUGCCACAUAAGUCAUACUUGCUGCUUUAGGACAUUCCGUUCUGGUCCUGGCUUGGAAAUCAGUACCAAUACAAUUUAAAAGCUUUCAUCUCAAUCUGCCUGCUGGCCGAGUGUCUCCAUCCACAAUUCUCAGAAUGCAGGAUCUCUUUUCUGAUCGCAUAUGUUCAAGAAUGUGCCAUUUCAGUGGUGUACAGAGUUAAUUGAAUUGCAGGAAGAGUUUUAAUACAAUGUGAGGGAUUUAGAUUCAAUGUGCUAUUUAUAGAGAAAUCAUGCACUUUCUUUCCUUUCAUGUUUUUGACAGUAGGCUCAAUUGAAAUAUCUAAAGAUAAACUUACAGCAAAGUAUGAGUUACUUACAGCAUCCGUUCAAAUAGUCUGGUUGUGAGAUAUUUUCUUUUAUUCCCUGCUGAAAAGACCAGCUUAACCAGCAUGCAAUUCCCAUGCUGGUCUCGACUGGUUUAUGUCAAGUCAACCUUUAUUUAUAGAGCACAUUUAAAAACAACCCAAAGUGCUUUACAGAUCAAACAAACAAAAUGACUGGGUGAUAUAAAAAACCUGCAAAAAAAAGUUUAUGCCGGUUAGUGCUGGUUUGGUGCUGGUCUUGUUGGAACACAACAUAUGCUGGUGACCAGCUAUGCAUUUAUUUUUUUUCAGCAGGGUUGGGUGUCAGUUUUGUUCAUUUCAAUCUAAUCUUUCUGCAAUGCCCCUCCCUCAUGCUGUUUCUGAGUCUUUCUGCAUGAAUGAAGCACUUAAAAACUUGAUGCACGUUUGUAUUUUGCAACCUAUUUGUCUCUGAUCCUAUUAGGGUCAAACCUCUAUGCUCAAGUCAUAAUGGUUUCUUAUCAAACUUGUAUUUAACUAAUGAAAUAGUCAUGUGAUUCAGUGGAAUGUCACAAACUGGUUGAAUGUCUCACUUUUAAGAAAUCCAGCAAGUGAUGAGAUUUUUCUUGAAGGAUUGUAGUUUUCAAGCUUAUAAUACUUUAUCUGAUACUUUUACUUGAGCAUUUUAUACUUUUACAAUACUAGAUCUGGUAUUGAUGGCCAAGAAAGACUCAAACUGCAUUCGAUAUUUUAAAAUCAGUGUACUUUUAUGUUUUGACUGAAUAAAAUGACAACAUGAACAAA